AUGGCGAGCCGAGAGCGGAGAUGUCGUCCUUUACCACCAUCGCCGCCGACCAGUACCGUAGUGGAGCCACGUUCUCUGGAGAUGCCGAAGCUGCCACCGCAGAUCCGACAUCAUCACCGCCGGGACAUCCGAGAUCCAAGCCGAGAAGAUCAAGGUGACAUCAUGUUGCCUUGCGCUCCAAGCAAACUCAUCUCCAUUCCCACCGAUAUCACCAUCUUCACCACCAUGGUUGGAGCAUCACCGGAGGUCACAUUCAUCAUCAUCGGAGAUUCCGAUCUGCACAGUGGAGCCAAGCCGUGA
This is a messenger RNA of Microthlaspi erraticum, 300 nucleotides long. NCBI's taxonomy places the organism in Eukaryota, Viridiplantae, Streptophyta, Magnoliopsida, Brassicales, Brassicaceae. The record is from the annotation of a GenBank genome assembly.